CCGCGCAUCUCUCCUCUCAAAUUAAUUGAGCCCCGGCAGGUUCUCCUCUCCAAGGGAUGAAGGCCUCGAGCACCGCAGGGCCAUAUGCAUAUAUUUCCUCCAUCUCGGGCCUGCCUAUGAGCUAUAUAUCUCUCAUCAGGCGUUGCUGCUAAUACACCUCUCCAACCAGCUGCAUCGUGCGUGGAGCGUCUAAUGGUCGCGCCAGCUAGUGGAGGAGGACGACAAGGAGCAGAGCAAGUGGCUGCAGAAGCAGUAGCAAGUUAAAAAAAAAAUAGCAACCAUGGGGCCGACGGAUCUCACGCUCGCAGUGUUAAAAAAAAUUACUGACGGUUUCUCUGAGGCGCGGAAACUUGGUGCAGGCGCCUAUGGAAAAGUCUACCUGGGAGAGUAUGAAAACGGAGAAAACAUUGCGGUGAAGGUAUUUCAUCUUGACAGGGCAAGUCUUGACGACGAGCAAUUCCAGAAUGAGUUCCGGAGCCUUAUGAAGCUGGAGCAUCCAAACAUUGUAAGGUUGAUUGACUACUGCUACGAAACACAACAUGAGCAUGUGGACUACCGAGGACAAAUAAUUUUCGCUGAGAAGACAACUAGAGCCCUCUGCUUGGAGUAUCUGCGUAAUGGGAGCCUCGAAAGGCAUCUUUCUGAUGAAGGACUGGAAUGGCAUAAGCGGUACAAAAUUAUUAAGGGGACUUGUGAGGGUCUAAAAUACAUUCACAUGGAAGUUGAAGAACCAAUUCUUCAUUUGGACUUAAAACCCGACAAUAUACUACUAGAUGAAGAUAUGGUGCCAAAACUGGCAGAUUUUGGUUUGUCCAGGAUAUUCGACCAAGGAACUCAGAUCGCGGACAGUUGUAUAGGAACACUCGGAUACCAGCCACCAGAAUACAUAGACAGAAAACUGAUCUCAAAAAAGUUUGACAUAUUCAGCUUGGGUGUUGUAAUGUUAAGGACUGUCUCAGGAUGUAGGCGCUACUCCAUAUAUGAUGGCAUAUCUCCCGAAAAAUUUGUUGAUACAGUACUAGCAAACUGGAGGAAUAGGUUGCAGACAACAUGGAGUGGCUCCUUACUGGAUGCAUAUUGCCUACAAGUAAAGGUUUGCACUGAGAUAGCAUUGGAGUGUGUGGAGACUGAAAGAACGAAAAGGCCCAAUAUAGUGGAGAUCAUUGAUAAGCUGAAUGCGAUGGAAAAUCAGUUGGACGAGUUGAAACUUGACUGGCGGGGUUCACAUACGGACGAGGAAAAAUCGCCGUCCCCUCCACCUCCACCGCCGCCACCACGACCUGUGACUGCAGAUGCACCUAUUCAAAGUGAGACACGGCCAUACAAGGGACCAGCUGAAGACACUACCAUUGAGGGAAGACGCAGCCCCGAGAUCCUCAGCGUGCAUCCACUCCAGCUCUGGUGGUACCCCCGUUCAAUGAUCUCGCUGCACCUAUCCAACAACACAGAUGGCCCCGUCGUCUUCCGGCUCCUCAGCAAGCGCCCGAUGCGGGACUUCGUGGGGCCAACCUGUGGCGUGGUGCCUCCAAGCCCCAGCAGGUUCACUCUUCACGUGAGAUUGCGCAAACAGCUGAGCAGCGACGAGUCCAUCGAGCUCGUAAGCAUCAAAGCCGGCGGCCAGGAGCUUUUGCCACAGGGCGACGUUCGUGCGCUCGACUUCCUCUACCAGCACAGCAGUUUCAUCAACAAGGCCAGGGAGGCCGGUCGCGAGGUGCAAGCGGUGAAACUGACCAUAGCUGAAACGGCGGCAGCAGAGAAUUUCCGUCGCUUCUUCUUGGAUUGUUUUGCACCGGCGAUCCAGUGGUCUUGUAACGUCCUAAAACUCAAAAUAUAGGUAAAUAUGUCCUUGGAUUAGUUAUGCAUGUCUCGAAUUUGAUUCCAAUUUUAGUUAGUUUUCUAGAUUUUGGAAGUACAUUUUCAUAUUGCUCGAUGAGAUUUUGUACGAAAUACAGUAAAUGUAUUUGAAGUUUAUUAGAAAAUGCCCAAACCCAAUACCAGUCGGCUCAACCAAUCACGAGGUGCCACCCAUUGACUGUUUUAUUUUUUUUAACUCCCUUCAUUCUUUUUAAAGUAUAAGUUGGCUGCACUCAUGUAAAUACAUCAUAUGCACGUCCGCACACAUACACGGGUGCAUCAAAAUACAUAUCUAAACUAGAUUAGAGGCUUAGUCUCACAACAAAUUGACAACUAAAUCACAUAAUGGAGAAGGCAUGGUUGAAGCAUUUUUAUUGAAAGCAUACUAAAUUGAUGAUGCUAUCUUGGCAUCAUCACCCGGCCGUCUCUCCUUCUUUUU
Molecule: messenger RNA, 2293 nt
Organism: Phragmites australis (common reed)
Lineage: Eukaryota; Viridiplantae; Streptophyta; Magnoliopsida; Poales; Poaceae
Product: putative serine/threonine-protein kinase
Exons: 9
Coding region: 281-1834 (517 amino acids)
Biological process (GO): protein phosphorylation
Molecular function (GO): ATP binding; protein kinase activity
Source: RefSeq, a predicted model, not a curated record